CUUGAAUUCACGCCAAACUCUGUCCACCGAAAGACUAAAUACGAUAACGAGAGAGCCGUUAAUAUUUGCUGUGAUUUCUCGACGGGAGGCCUACUGUUAGGCGUUGUCCACACGUUUGGUAUACCGAUGGAGGUCUCGAGACCUAAGUCUAAGAAGAUUCCGUCCAAUAAGAAGACGAUUCAGUCGGCCAUUCGUAUCAUUAAUAUAAGCGACGACUCAAUCAAAGAGGAGUGGAAAUACACUCAACACAAGACACACGCGGAGUGCGAGUAUUCCUUCGCCUUCUCACACAACACAUUCAGGUUUGCUUCGGGAUGUGAUAAAGACUCGAAUGUCUUUGUUUGGAGUUUCGAUAAGGGAAACAAAAAAUGGGAUUCAAUUAUCAUUGACAUCAACGCUAAAGACAAUAAGAAGAUCUUAAGAGGCAAAUCCAAGAAAUCAUUGGAUUCGUCGGUAUUUGUGGACGAAUUCACGUUCAGUUGUGACGACAAAUACUUGAUAAUGAUUUUGUCGGACAACUCGAUGAAAGUGUGGAACUCAGAGUCGGGAGAACUGGUCGCACAUUUCAAAGACAAACACACCGACAAGAUAUCAGUCAUUGAAUGUCACCCGCAAUGCGAUCACAUCUGUCUGUCGGCCGGUUAUGACUCCAAUAUCUUUGUCUACGAUAUUCUCACUAAAGAUGUCAUUAAACAUUUUGAUUGCAGUAUUGCUGUCAACAACUUGAAAGGCAAUAGUCUUUUGGAAUCUUAUGAUAACAUCCGUCCGCUCCUUCUUCAGUGCACUUUUAGUCCGGACGGACAGACCAUCGCAGCCACUGAUAACUUGGGAAAUAUGACAGUCUUUACCGUCGAGUCAACUAAAAAGUGCUCAGUAGUGGAUCAAUUGGAGGCAGAGUUACUUCGCAUUCAUUCCGAGGCUGAAAGCGAGGACUCGUCCGAUGGUCAGGCGCUCGUUGAAUCGAUUCCCGGCACCACUAGUAAGGACUUAGAGUUGUUUCAAUCGGUUUUCGAGUUCGAGUUGGAUCUGCUUCGAGGUGUCGAAAAGCCGUCGCCUGCAAAGUUUAAAAGUGAAGAGAAGAUGAUUGAAGAGAAAGAGGCGAAAGUCAUUAGAAUAUUAUCAAUGAAUGAUAAG
This is a messenger RNA of Oppiella nova, 1134 nucleotides long. The record is from the annotation of a GenBank genome assembly. NCBI's taxonomy places the organism in Eukaryota, Metazoa, Arthropoda, Arachnida, Sarcoptiformes, Oppiidae.